AUGUCCCGCGAUGUGGAGGCCGGCUGUAUUGGACUAAACACCCAAGAAUUUAAGCGUGGCACGGCUGCUAAGCCAUCAGCCUUUCUCCUACCACCUGAGCAGCAGGUACGCAUCAUCCUUAUUACCACUUCUGCGCAAGUAUGCUCCUUCCCUGGCCGACAAAUAGGCCAGGAAGACAAGCUUCGAGUUUACGCCGAGUUCUUCAUCGUGCUCUGCAGUUUUCCUGGCAGGCCCUCCAAUUAA
Molecule: messenger RNA, 243 nt
Organism: Pyricularia oryzae 70-15
Lineage: Eukaryota; Fungi; Ascomycota; Sordariomycetes; Magnaporthales; Pyriculariaceae
Exons: 3
Coding region: 1-243 (80 amino acids)
Source: RefSeq, a predicted model, not a curated record